This is a messenger RNA of Arachis stenosperma, 1250 nucleotides long. Its product is annotated as protein BTR1-like. Gene Ontology annotation, molecular function: RNA binding. The record is from RefSeq and is a predicted model, not a curated record. The coding region runs from base 555 to 857 and encodes 100 amino acids. The transcript is spliced from 4 exons. NCBI's taxonomy places the organism in Eukaryota, Viridiplantae, Streptophyta, Magnoliopsida, Fabales, Fabaceae.
GCAAGUUAAAUGCCAAAUAAUAUAUUAUCUUGAAUGAAACUAGUCUGCUUCUGGAAUCACUUCCAGUUCCAUAUUCAAGAAUCUUGCUGGAAUAAUUGCACUUGAACUAGUCGCAGCUGCAGAUUCAAAAGGAUUUGGCGGCACUUUCAACUCGUCUUCCUCUCCUUCAAGCAUUUGAACUACACUUUUCGUCUGGUCGUCGCAGAUUCUUCCAACCCACCACCGUCUUCUGAGUUGUGUUCGUCGCCUGGCCUCUGUCUCCAUCACGAUUCUGCCCCCCUCUUCUCAAACUGCUCAGAAGAAAAACCCAUCUCCAUUCCAGUUUCCUUCUUUCGAGUUCAGAGAGCAGAAGCCCAACCAAGAAAAAAACCUUAGACUUGGACGAUUCUGCAGAGAAGCCAACAUAUGUUAGGUUUCUUGUAUCAAACUCUGCAGUUGGUUUUGUUAUUGGAAAGGGUGGUUCAACCAUCACUGAUUUUCAGUCACAAUCUGGGGCACGAAUCCAGUUAUCACACAACCAUGAAUUCUUUCAUGGGACUACUGAUAGGAUUAUCAUGGUAUCUGGUGGAAUAAAUGAAAUCCUAAGAGCUGUUGAAUUUAUUCUAUCUAAGUUGCUCAGUGAGCUUCAAAGUGAGGAUGAAAAUGAUGUUGAGCCAAAAACAAAAGUGAGACUCAUUGUUCCAAAUGGUUCUUGUGGUGGUAUAAUUUGCAAGGGAUGUGCUACCAUUAGGUCAUUCAUUGAAAAAUCUCAGGCUGGAAUUAAGAUAUCUCCUCAGGAUAAUAAUUAUUACGGACUGAAUGAUAGGCUAGUGACACUGACAGGAACUCUUGAUGAUAACAAAUGCUUCAAUACGUGAUGUACAGUUAGAUUCUGCUCAUGUUCAGUUUUCUAAUUCUAGUGAUGCUCAGACUUUACUUGAAAAGGAAGAAGAAAAUACUAAUUCUAAUAUCCUUCCUACAAGUGUUGAUAGAACUGAAGUAUCGCCAUCACAAGUUGAGUAUGAAGAUCUUGAAAGGGUGCUAUCUCGAGAUCUUUCAGGCCUAGAUUUGUUUGACCAAAACAAUGAAGUUACUGAUGAAAAUAGUUUUACUUUUAACCCAAGCCAAUUGACUGGGAAAAACUAUGCUCCUUGCUCAGACUUAUGUUCAUGGUUUUUGAUUGUAUUGGCUGAUAUUGAUCUAUACAAAGUUAUUCUUUUUCUUUCUUAUUGUAACUUCUUGUAAUUGAAAUUGCACUUUUUUCUGAUCUU